Molecule: messenger RNA, 5272 nt
Organism: Hypomesus transpacificus
Lineage: Eukaryota; Metazoa; Chordata; Actinopteri; Osmeriformes; Osmeridae
Gene: ripor1
Product: RHO family interacting cell polarization regulator 1
Source: RefSeq, a predicted model, not a curated record
CCUCUCCUCCCUCGCUUCCUCUCCUCCCUGUCUCUGACUGAAGGAGAGAGGGCCAGAGAGUGGACCAGGAUUCUCCCAGGAUAGAACUGUCUGUCUUCCCAGGAGGAGGUUGAAAACAGGACUGUGGGUCUGGUCCGCUGGGGAAAGCUUGGCUUGGAUCCGCCCCACCUGCUACCAUGUACAGCGGAUAUGGAGGGAGUCCCUCGAGGGCAGUAUCCACCAUGUCGCUGUCCGUGCGACCCUCUCGCAGGGUGCUCACGCGCUCCAUCACUAGGAGCCAGUCCUUCGCUGGGGUCAACUCCUACGACAAGCCCUACCGGAACCUAUCAGUGUUCAGCACCCCGGGCCUGAGCAGGAAGCCGUCCAGAGCCAGCAGGAUGUUCACCCUGUCCACCAAGUCCCCGCCCCCUAAGGUGCCCCAGCCUGAGAGGCUGGACGAGGUCUACGAGGCUCUGAAGAGAGGCCUGCAGUCAUACCUGCAGGUGCACCAGCUGGAGCUGGAAGGACUGAGCAGACAGAUGAGGGAGUCCAAGAGGAACUCCAGGCUGGGCUUCCUGUAUGAGCUGGACAAGCAAGUGAAGGUGAUCGAGAGGUUCAUGAGAAAACUGGAGUUUCAUCUCAGCAAGAUCGAGGAGCUGUACGAGGCCUACUGUCUCCAGCGGCGUCUGAGGGAUGGAGCCAACAAGAUGGUGAAGGCCUACACCUCCUCCUCCCCUGGCAGCAAGGAGGCCAGGGAGAGCCUGUCUGAGGCCAACAAGGGCUACAAGGAGUACACCGAGAACAUGUGCAUGCUGGAGAGUGAGCUGGAGAACCAGUUGGGGGAGUUCCAUGUCAAGAUGAAGGGCUUGGCAGGAUUUGCAAGACUUUGUGCCGGAGACCAGUAUGAGAUCUUCAUGAAGUACGGGCGGCAGCGCUGGAAGCUGCGGGGCAGGAUCGAGAUCAACGCCAAGCAGGUGUGGGACAGCGAGGACAUGGUCUUCCUGCCGCUCAUCACCGACUUCCUGUCCAUCAAGGUGACGGAGCUGAAGAGCCUAGCCAAUCACGUGGUGGUAGGAAGCGUUUCCUGUGAGACCAAGGAUCUGUUUGCUGCUCUGCCUCAGACCGUGGCUGUGGACAUCAACGACCUGGGCACCAUCAAGCUGAGCCUGGAGGUCACCUGGAGUCCGUUUGAGAAGGACGACCUGGUGUCGGCAGCGAGCACGGUCAACAAGCCUCCAACUGUCAACAAGCGUUUCUCUACCUACAACCAGAGUCCGCCUGACACCCCGUCGCUACGGGAACAGGCCUUCUACAACAUGCUGCGUCGCCACGAGGAGGCGGAAGGCGGCACGGCGUGGUCCAACUCCUCCGAGUCCUCGGACGACUCCUCCUCCCCGCAGCCGUCGCUAGGGACGAGACACACCCACAAGACGCUGGUGGCCCCCGAGCUGCAAGCCGCUGCCCCCUCCAUCCACAUUUCCUUCUCCCCGCGAGACUCCGCCUGCUCCAGCCCCGCCCCCGCCCAAUCGGAAGGCCAGGGGGAGGAGCCGGACGCCGUGGCGGGGGGGCGGCGCGAGGAGGACGCCGGGAAGGGGGCGGUGCCCAAUGGCCACGCCCGCUACUCGCGCUCGCUCAGCCACAUCAGCGAGAGCAGCGUGGACGGGGCCUUGACGGACAGGGCUGCCGGCGAAUCGGUGGAGCCGUCGGAGGUGACGUCGCUGCUCUCCGGGAUCUCCGUCAACGACAUUGAGAUGGAGAUGCCCGCCAGGUCGGAGCUGAUGCCGGUUAGGAUGGCCGUUCCCCCCAGGGAGAGAGCGACGCCGGCAGCAGAUACUCGUUCGCAGGGCUCAGGGUCUCCGCGCACGGAGGGGCUGGGGAAAAACACACCGCCCAGGGGAGAGAAGAGAGGGCCAAGCCCCUCCCCCAGCAGGACUGGGCCUGUGGAGGCCAAGCUAGACUCACACACACACUCAGACACACACGCACCAACACAGCCACCAACGCAGACGCCCCAACAUGCCCAGGGCGACUGUCUGGCCCCGGGCCAGCAACCAGAAGAGGGAGCCCAGAUGUACAGGGCCCACCUGGUGUUGGUGGAGGCCGUGGAGAAGCCUGGGGAUGGAGUAGAGACUGAGUCCAGCCAGGGUGAGGGUCAGCAGGCUGUAGACAGUGGGGUUGAAGAGGCCCUGGGGGCUGUGGUUUCCUCCCUGGAUGACUACAGAGGACAGUUCCCUGAACUGCAGCUGCUGGAACAAGAACUACGACUAUUGGAGAACAUGCUGACUGGUCGUAGUCAGAGCCGGACCUCGAGCGUCAGUCUGACUGUGGAGACGGCUCUGGGCAGCUUUGACUUCCUCAACACCUCCGAUCUGGAGGAGGAGGAGGAGGAGGAGGAGGAGGAGGAAGAGGAAGAGGGUGGAGGGAAGAGGAACAGGACUGACAGUGCUGGCCACAGCGCCCCCUGCGCUCCUGGGGAGGAGAGUGCGGGGGAAGACGAGGGGUGUGAGGAGAGAGGCUGGGACGCCCCCUCCUCCCCCCUGACUACAGGCUGCCCUGCUCUAGACCGCACCCUGGUGGUGCACCUGAAGAACUGCAGCGCACAGCUGCUGCGUCUGGGGACGUUCGGCCCUCUGCGUUGUGGUGAGAUGUACGCUCUGGACCGUCUCCUGAGAGAGGCCCGCGUCCUCGAGCUCAUACGACGCGUCGCCAAGGAAACGCCUGGGGCCGUCACCCAAUCAGAGGAAGUGGUUCCCCAGCUCGAACAGUGCCAAGGGGCGGCGUUGCUAUGGCAGCAGUGCACAGAGCAGGGCUGGGUGUACAGCGUUUCCACAGAGACCUUUCUGGCAGCCCUGGCCAAGACCUACGCCUGCAAACUGCCGGACAGAGCCUCAGGCAUGGCCGACACAGUGUUUUUGCGGUUGGUGGAGAGGAUCCUGGAGCGCCGGUUGCCACGGCGAGGGGGCGGAGCCUGCAUGGACAUGUUGACGUUGUUCCAGUUCUGGAGCUACUUGGAGGCUGAGGGGGUCAGCGAGAUGGACACACACAUCUGUGAGCUGGCAGAGGAGGUGUGGCUGGUCCAGAGCCUGCAGGCGUGUGAACAGGAAGCCCUGGUGCGGGCGCUGCGGAGGCCUCCAGAGAGCAGUCUGAAGAGGGAGGGCAUCCACGCCGUGGCCCGGCUGCUCAGGGACCCCAGGGCCAAGGUCUCCACCUCGGCCAGCUCCCUGCUCCGCAGCCUGGCCGACCAGCCCCGACACAGAGAAAGGGCCCUGGUCAGCUGUCUGGAGCUCCUGGAGGAGGAGAGUGUGGAGACCAGAGUGUGUGGCUGCAAGGCCUUGGCCUGCCUCAAGGCCAAAGAAAGUAUAGACCAGCUGGUGUACCUGUGUCGGACAGACAAGGAGGAUGUGAGAGAUGCAGCCAAACAGGCUCUACUGGUGCUGGGUGAGGAGGGGAAGAUGGCCCACCGCCACGUGGAGACAUCUCAGGGGGGCGUUCCUCGUCUCUUCACCCCUGGCAGUAUGGCUAGCACCGCCUUCUAACCCCCCCGCCCCGCCACGCCAGGCACACACACACCACACCUGGUUUCCACACUGCUACCCUACCCUGAUCAUGAACCACACACACUCUUACUGUACGCUCCCAACAGCACACACACAAGAACACACACACACGUAUGACCACCCUACUGAACACACAAACCUGUGUGUUCAGACCACACUGAGACCACACUGUGGCCUGCAGCACGAGGAAGUCUCUCGCUAAGCCGUGGGACAGGAAGGCAGGAAGUUGAAGAAGCUCAAUCUGCCUUACAUCACACCUAGACCUUCUAAACCCACCAUGAACUGACGGACUGGGAGAGAGAGAAAGGGAGGAAGGGAGGUAUAGACAGACAGAGGGAGGGAGAGAGGGGGAGGAAGGGAGAUAUAGACAGGGAGGGAGAGAGAGGAAGGGAGAGAGAGAGAAGGGAGGUAUAAAUAGAGGCAGUGGGAGAGAAGAAUGGAUUGUUGCGACAAAGGAAGGGAUGGAGGUAUAGACAGAGGGAGAGGACAGGGGGUCAACAUCCCUUUUGGAAGGUCAUAUUCUAUAUUACACGAAUUGAACAAAUGUUGAGCAGGCAAACGCACUUUUGAUCUGCUCAGCUUGUGAAGAGCCUGAUGUCUGAGUGAGAGUGGUUGGUCCCCUUCAGUCGCACUCCCAAUCAGUCACCAGUGACAGAGCUGAAGACAGACUGUGAUUGGAGGAGCACUGCUGGAGGACUUUCCUCUGUGGACUGUGAUUGGUGGAGAAGCUUUCUUGAGGUUGAUGUUGCCAUGACACAGGGUCUGGCCAGACCAAUCAGUGCCAUAAUUCUAUACCAUCACUCUAUAUUCUUAUAUACUCCACUGGAAGUGUACAUGUUAUAUCACUGUAUAGUAAUUCAGUUGGCACUGUCAGGACAAUCGGAGUAAAUGUACUUGUGUUUUUGAGUGACGACGCCUCCCUUUCUGGUGGUGAUGAUAUAGCCUGCUGAAGAUAGUGAGGCUGGGGGCUGGGGGGGAUUUCCCUGUUGUGAUUACUCUAACGAGUGAGGUGAACCAGGGGUCGAUGGAAAGUUACGGAGCACCAGGCUCCCAUCGCUCUCCCCUUUCAGAGGAACAGACUGAAGUUCUCUGAGGGAAGAGGUGGAGGUGACUGAUCAGUGAGGUAGUGUGUGUGUGUGUGGGGGGGUCCAUGGUGUGUACCCCUGUAGAUCUCCCACCUGCUGCUUUCAUCACCUGUUGUCUCCAGGACUUCACAGCAGUGAUGUCGUCUAACAGAGAAGAACACAGCACACUGACUGGUUUCACUAGUUGGAUGUGAAUGAAUUUGCUUUGCGGUUUCUUCCACUCAAGUAGAGGUUGGAUAAACUGUACCGUUUCAAAAUAAAAGCCACUUCUUCAGUCACCCCUCCUCACUACCGGCUCAGAGUGGCAGACCAGUUCAGCUGGGAGCGCUGGAUGUGGCUGUUUCCUGAAUGUUAACGCAGCAAAGCUCUGAAUGGGUUUCUUCAGUGUCUAAGUGCCUCAAGCUCUGGUGGAGAACCAUUUAAUGAAACAUAAAAACAGAGGACAUAUCUUUAUUUAAGAAUGAAUAAAUGCAGUGCAUACACAUAUAAACAUUGCUGCAAAGUAUAUUUUCCUUAAGAUUCACUGAUUGUUUAGCAAUAAAACACCUGAUUUCCUUUAAUUUUUUUUUUCUAUAAAGUUUAUUGUCUGGUAAUUUAUGUUGCCUGGCAUCAAAUGUAAACAAAUUAUUAAUAAAAUGUGUUUCAAAUGAA